Messenger RNA from Gopherus flavomarginatus (Mexican gopher tortoise), 1025 nucleotides. RefSeq lists its product as uncharacterized. The coding region runs from base 322 to 1020 and encodes 232 amino acids. NCBI's taxonomy places the organism in Eukaryota, Metazoa, Chordata, Testudines, Testudinidae. The record is from RefSeq and is a predicted model, not a curated record. The transcript has 3 exons.
AUAGAUAAGCUAGGAAAGUACAAUUUAGAUGGGGCUACUAUAAGGUGGGUGCAUAACUGGCUGGAUAACCGUACUCAGAGAGUAGUUGUUAAUGGCUCCCAAUCCUGCUGGAAAGGUAUAACAAGUGGGGUUCCGCAGGGGUCUGUUUUGGGACCGGUUCUGUUCAAUAUCUUCAUCAACGAUUUAGAUGUUGGCAUAGAAAGUACGCUUAUUAAGUUUGCGGACGAUACCAAACUGGGAGGGAUUGCAACUGCUUUGGAGGACAGGGUCAAAAUUCAAAAUGAUCUGGACAAGUUGGAGAAAUGGUCUGAGGUAAACCGGAUGAAGUUCAAUAAAGACAAAUGCAAAGUGCUCCACUUAGGAAGGAACAAUCAAUUUCACACAUACAGAAUGGGAAGAGACUGUUUAGGAAGGAGUAUGGCAGAAAGAGAUCUAGGGGUCAUAGUGGACCACAAGCUAAAUAUGAGUCAACAGUGUGAUACUGUUGCAAAAAAAGCAAACGUGAUUCUGGGAUGCAUUAACAGGUGUGCUGUAAACAAGACACGAGAAGUCAUUCUUCUGCUCUGCUCUGCACUGGUUAGGCCUCAACUGGAGUAUUGUGUCCAGUUCUGGGCAUCGCAUUUCAAGAAAGAUGUGGAGAAAUUGGAGAGGGUCCAGAGAAGAGCAACAAAAAUGAUUAAAGGUCUUGAGAACAUGACCUAUGAAGGAAGGCUGAAAGAAUUGGGUUUAUUUAGUUUGGAAAAGAGAAGACUGAGAGGGGACAUGAUAACAGUUUUCAGGUAUCUAAAAGGGUGUCAUCAGGAGGAGGGAGAAAACUUGUUCACCUUAGCCUCUAAUGAUAGAACAAGAAGCAAUGGGCUUAAACUGCAGCAAGGAAGAUUUAGAUUAGACAUUAGGAAAAAGUUCCUAACUGUCAGGGUAGUUAAACACUGGAAUAAAUUGCCUAGGGAGGUUGUGGAAUCUCCAUCUCUGGAGAUAUUUAAGAGUAGGUUAGAUAAAUGUCUAUCAGGGAUGGUCUAGACAGU